AAUUUUUGUGUUAAUAUUUCCUUACAACAGUGGUCAACUGUGUGCACGCGUUUCGAUGGAAAAGGAAGUAAAAUGUGUCUGAGUGUUUUCAUCUGAAGGAAUAUACAAUAUGUAUAUAUAUGAAAUGAAUGAAAUUCAUAUUAUCACAUAUAGUAAAACCUAGAGUAGUCGAUAAAACGAUAGCGGCUUGGAGCAGCAAGUAAUAUACAUCAUUCUUGCGUGACUAAAGCCUUACUCUAAAAAAUUCGAGAAAAUUCAAUGACAAACGAAUAUUAAAUGAAUUUAUUACCAUCAUAUAUCAAUGAUCUUCUUUGCAAAGGGAAAUAUACUAUUAUUAUCCCAUAUCUAGUUAAGCAUAAAUGGGACAUUCGAAAUACGCUCUUAGAACAGCAUUCUUAAGAAACAACAUAAGGAUGAAUCAUUGUCAUCACCUUAAUAAGUUAAUAUUUUGUAUAUUGACUACUCUGAUGGGUAUAGUAUGUCCAGAAAAUUUCAUAUAAGAAUUCCACUUUAUGAGUUUGGAAAAAGCAAGAAAAACAACGGCAUCAGGAUAAAAUGGAUCUGUUUUACCUCAGUAGUAUCUUAUCAAUUGAUAACAACUUAAAUAUGAAAAUAUAGAAAUCUAAUAAAAAUUCAGUAUACUUUGAUUCAUUGGAAUAAAAUGGAAUAUUGGUCAGUGAUUAAGACAGAUAUAAACAAGCAUAAAAUUUGAUCAUAACGGCAAAACUCAAAGAAGGAUGGUUAAUGAUGAAACAUUUGUCACAAUUACAUCCAAAAGCCUAUGGAAGUUUCUCAAAAAAGCGUAACUAUAGGCGUUGCAAUCCAAGUAAAGGGAUUUCGUAUUAUAAGAUGAAUGUGUAAUACAGAGAGGAAAAUUUACAAUUAUUGGUUUACUUUUCUUCUGAAAAUAACCUGAAACUCAUGACUACACUGAAUAAACUGUUUACACUUAUUCUUGUGAGUAAAUUCUUGUUCACUCAGAUUUACACUGAAAGCUUAUAUAGUCAGUUUUCAAAGGUAAUCUCUGUUUUAGAUAAAGAUAUACAGAAGAAUGAGAACACUUUAGAAGGUGAAAUACAGAAAUUACUAUCUACGUAUGUUCGCACUGAACGACCUAGGAAUAAACUAUCACUCAAUGAUUCAGACACUACAACUAAUCCAGUAUCGUAUACAGGACCACUUAUUGUAGAAGUCAAUACGUUUAUUCAUAGUUUCAGUUCAAUAAGCGUAGUGAAUAUGGAUUUCACCGUAGACUUUAUGUUACGUCAACGAUGGUUAGAUACACGAUUGAAAAUUCCUAGUGGAUAUAAUUUCACUUACCUACCGAUAUCAUAUGCAAAACAUUUAAUUUGGAUACCAGAUCUAUUUUUCAGAAAUGCUAAACAUGGAUUUCUACACGAUAUGACUACACCAAAUUACUUAAUUUGGCUUGAUUCAAAUGGUUUACUAACAUUCAGUCAAAAAAUUUCCAUGAAGUUAUCUUGUCAUAUGAUUUUGCAUACAUUUCCAUUUGAUACACAACAGUGUACUAUGAAUAUUGGAAGUUAUGGUUAUUCAAAAGAUGACUUAGAAUUUCGUUGGUGGAAUAUAGGAGGAUAUGAUCAAUUCGGUUUAUUGCCUACAACUAAUCAAUCAACAUCUAUGGCUGUACAAAUUCGUUCUGGAUUAGAAAUAAAUGAAUUCGAUUUAUUAUCAUAUGAAGCAAAUUAUUGCAAUGUGGAGUAUUCAACUACUGGACAAUUUUCUUGUUUAGAGGCUGUAUUCUACUUGAAACGACGUUUUGGUUUCUAUCUUAUUUAUGCUUAUUUACCAUCACUUUUGUUAGUUGUUAUUGCAUGGUUAUCAUUUUUUGUUGACUAUGAAGCUGUACCAGCACGUAUAUCUAUUGGAUUAUUGUGUGUUCUAGCUUUAAUUACACAAAGUGCAGCUAUACUAACACAAGUACCACGUGUUUCUUACACUAAAGGUAUUGAUAUUUGGUUAUUUGUAUGUCUAGCAUUUGUUGUCAGCUCAUUACUUGAAUUUGCUAUAGCUAACUCUUUGGCUAGAAGGAGAAUAAAAUCCGUCAAUUUCAAUGUAUUAAAUACCAUCGGUAAAGGAUACCUGAUUUUAACUACAUCUACUGCAUUGUUGGAAUUUUUAGAAAAACAGAAAAAUAAAGCAUAUAAUUUAUCCUCAAGUGAUAAUCAAACCGUUUUAGAUAUGACCGAUAAAGAGAAUGAGUGUCUACAAGUAUUAACGAAUCCCUCUGAAGUAAAUGUUUCAGAAAACGUAGUCUUCAUCAAUCUGAUUCAGUAUCCUCAUUAAGUCGAUGCAAAAAACAGACUAACUUAAAUAUUAGUCAGAAAAUUUCAAACGAAAUGUCAGUUAGCGAUAAAUCAUUCUUGUUGGAUCGUAUAUGCGCAAUUAUAUACCCUAUUGUCUUUGGAAUAUUUAAUGGGAUCUAUUGGGUAUACUUUCUGAAGUAUCAGUGAAUUCAGUACAUGAAACUUCUACAGAUCUUUUCGUUAGUGAAAAACUGAAUCAAAGCAUCCAGCUAUUGACUAUUGGAUAACUAAUGAUGUUAUGCUAACAAAAAUUAUGUAUAAAUAUCUUAUUAAAUUCAGAUGACAUUGUUAUUAACAAAUAGUCAUUGUUCACUUGCAAAGUUACUUUAACGUUACACCAUAUUUUUUAUCCUAAAAACUGAGAUUAUGACUAAAAGUUGUAGUACAAAUCUACGUUUUUAUUUUCAUUCAGCCUAUAAAAAACAUGACCAUUAUUCAUGAAAGAAACCAAUUUACAUUUUUAUUCAUGAUUUUCAGAGAUUAUAAAUUUUUUAAGUAACAUUUUUAGUGAUUUCAGCCAUUAACUUGUUGACAAAGUUUUAUUACAGGCUCUGGACACACUACUAUUUGUAAACAAAUAUCUAAUGGACAUUAGAAAAAUAAAAGUCUCAUCUCAUAUUGUUCAGUUGAAUUGUGUUUCAAGUGACUUGACUGAUUUCAUUGUGACUAUCUUGUAAUUCUUUCUUUAUAAUCUUUAUAUAUGUUAUUAUUAUUA
Heterobilharzia americana is the source of this 3042-nucleotide messenger RNA. The record is from the annotation of a GenBank genome assembly. Lineage: Eukaryota; Metazoa; Platyhelminthes; Trematoda; Strigeidida; Schistosomatidae.